GUUUACUUCCUACGAUUCCACCAAAAUUUGAUUUGGACAAGCUUUCGAUUGAUAAAUGAAGAGAUGCGUAAGCGUGAAUUACAAAGCAUUCCACUAAAGCUUGCCGAGCUGAAAGAGUACGAUGUUGUUCGAAAUGAGCGCGCAAUGGCACGUAACCAAGGGCAGCAGGAGGAUGCAACGCCAGAACAGCCUUCGCCAAUUGCCAAUGUUGGACCGAAAACAAAAAAGGAAAUACAAUCUAGGUUGAAUACCACUUUGUGAAAUAGAAAAAGUCUUUUAUUUCGAAAAUAAAUUACGGUUAAGUAAAAAGGAACAUGUAGUACGUGCGUGUCAUUUAACGCACCGAGCAUUUGGAAAAUAAUAUAACAUCCGGCCGGUUUUCAGUGCCAGUUUAAACUUAGGUUACGUAAAUUGCGCUUAUAUUCAACUGACUGACAUUUGAUCAGCUAUUCUUAUUUUAACCCAGCUAGCUCGACGAUUUAAACUAAAUUUAAACUUAAGGUAUGUAGUUAUAACCAAGGUAUAUUCAACAAGCUAGAAGUGACAACAAAAUUAAGCUCUUUGUAGUUGGCUAUAUAUACUGUUCUCUGUUUGGCACUUCAGUUCAAAAGAGCCAACUGGUGAAAUAACUUCUACCUUGUUGAA
Rhagoletis zephyria (snowberry fruit fly) is the source of this 645-nucleotide messenger RNA. RefSeq lists its product as uncharacterized. Lineage: Eukaryota; Metazoa; Arthropoda; Insecta; Diptera; Tephritidae. The record is from RefSeq and is a predicted model, not a curated record.